UAUCUUUAAUUUCGGUUACUAAAAUAUUAAUACAUCCUCAGGCCCAAACCGAGCCGAGCAGGCGGCAGCGGCCCAUGUGAUGGUCAAGUUGAGAAAACACACUCAUUUUGAAAUGGAGUGAGAAAUAGUAAGUUGAUAUGAUAGCGGGACCCCUAAUUAUCAUAAAAUGUGUCUAGCUAGCUUACCGGCCUUGUGUUCAAUACUUUGGAUUCUAGAAACUAGCCUUCUUUUCUACGUUGAGUGCGGCAGUAAUAAUGAAUAAACAGAAAUUACAGAUGAGGUGAAAUGAAUAUUAAGUUGAAGUUCUGUUUUCAACUGAGCAAUUUUUGUAUGUUAUUUGAUAAAAGAAUCACGGAACAAACAAACAGUUAUACUUACUUUAUUAGACUUGUUUUCAUUUCCCACCAACAAAAAACAAACUACUUUAGACUUUGUUGUAUAUAUAUAAUUGAAGGUUAGGUGUGUGUGUUCAGCCUUCUUCAAUAAAGUAUUAUUAUACCUUACAUGCCACUGCUGCCCCUAAUAAGGAAAUGGAAGAUGGGUCUCCUUCCACUAGUACUACAGCAGGUGUGGAUGAUAAGAAGGGAAGGGCAGAGCAAUACAAAGGGAGGGUCACUGUUCAUGUUAUCAUUGCUUGCAUUGUUGCUGCAACUGGUGGCUCCCUCUUUGGUUAUGACGUUGGAAUUUCAGGAGGAGUUGCUUCCAUGGAUGACUUUCUUCAGAUUUUCUUCCCUGCAGUGUACAAACAUAAACUGGAAGCACAUGAAAAUAACUAUUGCAAGUAUAACAAUCAGGGCAUUUCUGCAUUUACCUCUACUUUAUACAUUUCUGGUUUUGUUGCAUCUAUAGUCGCAGCUCCAGUUACAAGGAAGUACGGACGGAGGACAAGUAUCAUAAUUGGUGGUAUCAACUUUCUCAUUGGCUCAGCUCUGAAUGCUGCAGCUGUUGAUCUGGAAAUGCUCAUCAUAGGAAGGGUUCUUCAAGGUGUUGGCAUUGGAUUUGGAAACCAGGCUAUUCCGCUGUAUUUGUCAGAGAUGGCACCAACUCAUUUUCGUGGAGCCCUGAACAUGAUGUUUCAAGUCGCAACCACUUUUGGGAUUUUUACAGCAAAUAUGAUCAAUUAUGGAACACAACAGAUUCAACCAUGGGGGUGGAGGUUGGCCCUUGGCCUUGCUGCAAUACCAACUCUUUUGAUGACUGUCGGAGGAAUAUUUAUUCCAGAGACUCCAAAUAGCUUAGUGGAAAGAGGAUCAAAGGAACAAGGGAGGAAGCUCCUCGAAAAAAUCAGAGGAACGAAUGAGGUCGACGCAGAGUUCCAGGAUAUGCUUGAUGCAGGUGAAUUGGCAAACUCAAUAAAGCACCCUUAUUGGAACAUCAUUAAAAGAAGAUAUAGACCGGAGUUGGUCAUGGCUAUCUGCAUGCCUGCAUUCCAGAUUCUGACCGGCAUAAAUUCAAUUCUCUUUUAUGCUCCAAUGCUGUUUCAAAGCAUGGGAUUUGGCAGACAGGCAUCUCUCUACUCCUCAGCCUUGACUGGAGUAGUUCUUGCCGCAUCAACAUUCAUUUCCAUUGCAACGGUGGAUAGAUUGGGGAGGCGACCCUUACUCAUCAGUGGUGGAAUACAAAUGAUUAUAUGCCAGGUUAUAGCUGCCAUAAUUUUGGGUGUGAAGUAUGGAGAAAACCAAGAAUUAUCAAAAAGCUAUUCGAUAUCAGUUGUAGUUGCACUUUCUCUAUUUGUUCUAGCUUUUGGAUGGUCAUGGGGGCCAUUAGGAUGGACAGUCCCAAGCGAGAUAUUUCCAUUAGAAAUCCGAUCAGCAGGACAAAGUAUAACAGUUGCUGUAAACCUUCUCUUCACUUUCAUAAUCGCGCAGGCAUUUCUUUCCCUUCUGUGUUUAUUCAAGUUUGGGAUAUUCCUGUUUUUUGCUGGUUGGACAACCCUAAUGACCCUAUUUGUUGUUUUUUUCCUACCUGAAACCAAAGGAAUUCCCAUUGAAGAGAUGUCAAUUUUGUUGAGGAAACAUUGGUUCUGGAAAAGAAUAUUAACUGAUCAUGAUGCGGCAUUUAACUGAAAAUUUCAGGCAAAAUCGAUAGCUUAUCCUUUAUAUGUUGUAAUUAAGUACACUACUUGAUGUGGCAUAUAAAGCAAGUUAUUUGAAAAAGAACAAUGUGAAAGAAGUUUAUAUAUUUGUGGAAAAAGAGAAUGUUGAAUUAAUAAGAAAUAAAGGACCUAAGGUAGCUUACAUGCCGCCGCGGUUGACUUCAAUCUGGUCCCCUCUGAACACUGGGUGGGUGAAAGUAAAUUGUGAUUAGAGUUUUUUUCAAGCUAGAGCAGGUAUAAGUGACAUUUAGGGAAAGCUUAGGAGGUGUUAAUGUAACUUUGGCAUGACUAUCACCAUCAAUUUUGAAAUUGUGUGAAAAAAGUGUAGAUGAACAUUCAAAAUAAUUUGUAUCUAAUUUCACUCCAUAUUGAAAUCUUUGUGAAAUGAACAUUCAAAAUAAUAUCUAAUUUCACUCCAUAUUGAAA
Messenger RNA from Trifolium pratense (red clover), 2521 nucleotides. Its product is annotated as sugar transport protein 7-like. NCBI's taxonomy places the organism in Eukaryota, Viridiplantae, Streptophyta, Magnoliopsida, Fabales, Fabaceae. Gene Ontology annotation, molecular function: monosaccharide transmembrane transporter activity. Gene Ontology annotation, cellular component: membrane. Gene Ontology annotation, biological process: monosaccharide transmembrane transport. The transcript is spliced from 4 exons. The record is from RefSeq and is a predicted model, not a curated record. Bases 531 to 2066 code for a protein of 511 amino acids.